This is a messenger RNA of Pieris macdunnoughi, 2034 nucleotides long. The record is from the annotation of a GenBank genome assembly. NCBI's taxonomy places the organism in Eukaryota, Metazoa, Arthropoda, Insecta, Lepidoptera, Pieridae.
AUGACAAAGGAAGAAGAGGAUACAACUUGGUUGAUUGAGCUAGAAUCAGCGCUCUUAGAUGGUUGCUCAUCAUAUGAAAUAAACAACAUAACAAAAGGUAAAAGAAUUCCUGAUAGCCUUCGUGCUGAUAUCUGGCUAGUGUGUCUUAAUUGUCAGGACAGUGCCAACCAGUUACUUAUGUUUGAUGAAAUUUUUGAUUUGAAUAACCAAAAUGAUCUAAGAGAUGAUGUGAAAAAAUUUGUUCAAAAACUUGACAAUGAUGAUGAUGAAAAGUUGUCGGUAAUUUCAGACAUUGAGUCAAUUAUAACAUUCUAUUGUAAAUCUAAAUCUCUUAACUAUGCGUCUAGUAAUGGCUGGGUAGAAAUAUUAUAUCCACUCUUAAGUUUAAAAUUACCACGCUCAGAUACCUACAACCUUUUUGAAAAGAUAUUAAAGUUAUACAUUCCAAGUGGAUGUGUGGCUAAUGGUGUACCUUUUCACAUUUUACGAUUGAUUAUUCAAUAUCAUGACCCGGAACUGUGUUCUUUUUUGGAUACUAAAAGGAUUACACCUGAGCAAUAUUGUAUGCCAUGGCUCCGGUCUCUAUUCUCCGGGACUUGUAACUUGGAAGUAGUUCUAUUUAUGUGGGAUUUAUACUUCCAGAGGUCUGACCCCUUCUUUAUAUUCUUCUUAUGUUUGAUAAUGAUUAUAAAUGCAAGAGAACAACUAUUGCAAAUGAAGGAGGAUGGUAAAGCAAAUAUAAUUGAAUGCUUAAGAAAAAUGCCUGGGGAUUUGGAUGCUAAUGAUGUUUCAGAUUUCUGUUCUUUAGCUCAUUACUAUUCUCUAAAGACACCAGUUUCUUUCCGUGAAGAUGUGCUAGAGGUAUUGUUCUCUGAUUGUGGACUUGAAAUUAAUUCAAAGCUCUAUUCACAAGCCUUAUGUCUUCCAUUGGCAGUCCAUGAGCUUAUUGAGAGUGCUACCAUUGACAGUAUGGAUACAGACACUGUCAAGUUUUUUUUAGUUGAUUGCCGUCCAGCAGAGCAGUACAAUGCUGGUCACUUAUCAACUGCCUUCCAUCUUGACUGCAACCUGAUGCUGCAAGAACCCAAUGCUUUUAACACAGCGGUACAAGGCUUGCUGAGUGCCCAAAGGCAAGCUCUAGCUGCAGGCUCUCUGGCAGCUGGUGAACAUUUAUGUUUUGUUGGGUCGGGUAGAACUGAAGAAGAUAGCUAUGCUCAUAUGGUUGUAGCAUCAUUCCUCAAAAGAAAUAUAAAGCAUGUGUCCAUGCUCGACGGCGGAUUCGUGGCGAUUCACGAUUACUUUGGACCACACAUGACUGAUUGCUUAGAGGAUCACAAUCAGGCAAAGUGUUUAGUGUGCGCUCCCAAUAAUAAUAACGUACAUUUGGAGUUAAGGGAGACAAAGAGAAGAGAAAACAUUCCAGCUAUUCAGUUGUUUGGCAAGUUAUCGUCAGCAAUGAGGGCUAAAAGUCAGGAGGUCAAAGGAAAGUUAAUUGAGUACAUAGUUAAUCCAAAUUCGCAGAGUAACACAAGCGAUUGGCACGUAUCGACAUCUGACCGAAAGGAUAGCCGCUAUAGGAACGUGCCGCCUGUGUUUACCAUUAACGAUGAUGACGACGAGUCGUACUCUGACGUGCGACCGGAUCCAGCCGAGCUCGCUGACGAGAUCGUACAAACACAGUCUUUUCUAAAAGGACCGAAUGUGAUCAAUAGUUUCCAAUGUCAAGAAGUGUUAUACAAUGGUUAUAUGCAUGACUCAUUCCUAGUAGUAACGGAAACACAUUUAGUUAUUCUACGUGAAAUUCCCAACAAGAAAGGUUUCGCUAAGGUGCUGUCGAGACGGCUGCUGUCAACCAUUGUUAAGAUCACAGCUAAGAAGAGACACCCGGAAUUGAUCACAUUUAAGUAUGGUGUGCCUGAUGGUGAUAGCUUGCUUAUUAAAGAUAUGGACCGCUUUCUCAUCCCAGAUGCUGCGCUUGCUACUAAAGUUGUUUCUAACCAGAUUGUUACGCAGCUAGACAAUAAAGCCGAGUAA